Theobroma cacao (cacao) is the source of this 2092-nucleotide messenger RNA. RefSeq names its product cytochrome c biogenesis protein family. The record is from RefSeq and is a predicted model, not a curated record. Lineage: Eukaryota; Viridiplantae; Streptophyta; Magnoliopsida; Malvales; Malvaceae.
AGGGUCGUUAUUACACGACCACCCCUUUAACUAACACUUCCUGUCCGACACCAGUGAAUCUCUAGUUCCAGAAUUUCAUCAAUGGAAACUCUAUUAAACCCAUCAAAAACAGCAAAGCUCUUUGUACCCAAUAUCUCUCUCUUUAAAUCCUCCUUUCUUCAUUCCACUUUCAAUCCCCAAACCCAUAUUCUCUUUAACAGAAAAACUCUCUCUUUCACCAUUAAUUGCAGAGCAAAAACCUCUCAAGGUCGUAAAACCGAUGGCAAGAACAUAUCCAAGAAGAUUUUUUUAUCAGAUUCUGCGCCAGAACUGAGUAAUGAAGACGUUGAGCCUAAGCCAAAGAAUGGAGGUGGAGCUUGGGGGCUGGUUAGGAAGCUGCCCAAAAGGGUUUUGGCUGUUUUGUCGAACUUGCCUUUGGCUAUUGGAGAAAUGUUCACUGUUGCUGGCCUUAUGGCUCUUGGUACUGCAAUUGAUCAAGGUGAAGCCCCAGAAUUCUAUUUCCAAAAAUACCCUGAAGAAAAUCCAGUUUGGGGAUUCUUCACUUGGAGAUGGGUUCUCACCCUGGGAUUAGACCACAUGUUCUCAUCUCCCAUUUUCCUUGGAACGUUGGUUCUUCUGGCGACUUCACUUAUGGCCUGCACUUUCACAACACAAAUCCCCCUUGUUAAAGCUGCAAGAAGAUGGAGGUUUUUGCAGUCAGCUGAUGCUAUCAGAAAGCAGGAAUUCUCUGACACUCUUCCUAGAGCGUCAGUAAAAGACUUGGGUGUUGUUCUCAUGGCAGCUGGAUAUGAGGUUUUCUUGAAAGGACCAUCACUGUAUGCUUUUAAGGGGCUGGCUGGUCGAUUUGCCCCAAUUGGAGUACAUUUAGCAAUGCUGCUGAUAAUGGCAGGUGGAACUCUUAGUGCAACUGGGAGCUUCAGAGGGUCCGUCACAGUUCCACAGGGGCUCAAUUUUGUUGUAGGAGAUGUAUUGGGCCCAACAGGGUUUCUUUCCACUCCAACUGAAGCUUUCAAUACUGAAGUUCAUGUGAACCGAUUCUACAUGGACUACUAUGACAGUGGAGAAGUUUCACAAUUUCACACUGACUUAUCAUUAUUUGAUCUCAAUGGGAAGGAAGUAAUGAGGAAAACACUUAGUGUAAAUGACCCCUUAAGAUAUGGUGGGUUCACCAUAUACCAGACAGAUUGGAGCUUUUCAGCACUGCAGAUACUUAAGGAUGACGAAGGACCUUUCAAUUUAGCAAUGGCACCUCUAAAGCUAAAUGGAGACAAGAAGCUUUUUGGGACCUUUCUACCGGUAGGGGACACAAAUUCCCCUAACAUCAAGGGAAUAUCAAUGCUUGCUCGUGAUCUGCAGUCCAUUGUCCUAUAUGAUCAACAAGGGAAAUUUGCUGGAGUCCGACGACCUAACUCUAAGCUUCCUAUUGAGAUUGAUGGUACAAAAAUUGUUGUUGUUGAUGCAAUUGGCAGUAGUGGUCUUGACUUGAAGAUUGAUCCAGGUGUCCCAAUUGUCUAUGCCGGAUUUGGUGCUCUGAUGCUCACAACUUGCGUCAGUUACUUAUCUCAUGCACAGAUAUGGGCCUUGCAAGAUGGAACAACAGUAAUUGUCGGGGGAAAGACUAAUCGAGCCGAGGCUGAAUUUCCAGAUGAGAUGAAUCGCUUGCUUGAUCUGGUUCCUGAAAUAGUUCAGUCAUCUAUUUCCAAGCAACCCGGAUAGCAUUGGUGGCUAGUUUUUGAUUCAUCUGAUAGGCAAAAAGCAUGAGAAUCCAAGCUGCUACAAUUUUGAAGUUUCAGGUAGUAUCAAGAUAUUGCUCCAUUUCACCUUCGUUCCAACUUAAAAAGUGACAGUACUUUUAAGUGAGACAUUGCGCAUCCUAGUCAUGGAUGAUGCCAAAGUCACACCAUGGGAGCAGAGGAGCCAAAUUUGAAUUCCUGAAUGUAUAGUUAUUUAUUGUGGUUCACAGGGUAAAAAAUCCAAGCCUAAUUCCAUAUCCACCAAUUAUUAUACGAACCACUCAGGACUUAGAGCUUUGACCUACCAAGAAUAUAUAUGUAUAUGUUAAUAGCAAUACCAUUCUUUUUGGUUCCUUUAA